AUGGGUCGUAUCUAUGGCAUGGCCCUUCUAACCAUCGUCGCUGCAUCUGGAGAUAACUCCAACGCAGGGCUUCGAGGUGUCAAUACAACCGAUCCGGACACCUCUGACACAAAGUCGAGUCAUCCGCGAGAUCUAAACCAGCCAUCCGUCAAGGACAUACCGAAAUUAGCUUGGUCAUCUCGGGGCUGGACCUUCCAAGAGAAGGCUCUCUCGCGCCGGCUGCUGAUAUUCUGCGGUGAAGAAGUAACGUGGCACUGCAGGGAAAUGAUCUCCCGGGAGGACAUGGUGAAUGAUGAUGCUAAGAAUCGAAGCAUGCCUUUAGAAUGGCUCCGGCUGAACCCUCAGCACUUCCAACUCUUCCAGGGGCCAGAUCCGUUUUGGAUGGAUGGGAGCACUGUUCGAGACAAGAAUGCGAAGACCCAUCUUGUGCGAUCCAGCGCGAUGGGUGAGUAUGCGAGAGUAGUGGAGGAAUACUCGAGUCGCCAAUUAACUGACAAAGGAGAUGUCAUUUUCGCCUUGCAGGGGCUACUGAACAUCCUCUCCGGAGCCCUGCUGACAGAGUUCCGGUAUGGGCUUCCGGAGAACCUAUCGGUGUUUCAGUGCUAUGGGCGCCCAGGGGAAUCCUGA
This is a messenger RNA of Clonostachys rhizophaga, 627 nucleotides long. The record is from the annotation of a GenBank genome assembly. Lineage: Eukaryota; Fungi; Ascomycota; Sordariomycetes; Hypocreales; Bionectriaceae.